AGGUUGAAUAAAGGCGCCGAAGCCGUUGUGCUUACAGCUGGCCGUGUAAUAUACGUGCACGGUGCAGACAUACAUAUAUACAAUUACCCCUAAAAUUCACCUUCUUUGCUCUCUCUCUCUCUCUCUCUCUCUCUCACUCUCUCUCUACGAGUUGUUUCUCUGAAACUUCGACGGCAAUGGCGACGCCAAGUAGGGACGCGAUCCAGACUUACAUGGCCAUCACCGGCGCCUCCGAGUCGCUUGCUCUUCAAAAGCUGGAGGAAUACGGAGGCAACCUAAAUGAAGCCGUUAAUGCACACUUCGGUGGAGGAGACAUUAGAAAUCCAACAUCUUCUUCCCCACGAUAUGAUUCAUUUAAUAUGAAUAAUCAGAGUCAUUUAGGCCAAGGUGGACUUUUACCAAUGCUGUCUGCUGUUAGAAGUUUCAAGCCUUCAUUACUGCUUGACCCGAAUUACAGGAGAGGCCUCUUUAAUCAGAUUGGUGCAUUUGGGUUUCCUGCUCGUGCACCAGUACUUUCACAACCAGGAGAGGUCACAGGGAUUCCUGUAGGAUUCAAUAGCAGAGAUGAGGCGCUUCAUCAUUCAGGAUCAAGGCCUAACAUUGAGGAUGUGACUGGGACUUCAAUGCCUCACAGCCAGGGGAUCCAUAGGGAUGCAGGGGUAGCUGAGUUGAACAGAUCACAUGCAUACGCCAGUGAUGUAGAGGAAGAAAUGAUCCAAGCUGCUAUUAAGGCUUCAACAGAAGAGGCUGAAAAGGAUUAUCUGAAUAAGCAAUUUAGUGAUUCCAUGGAAUUGUCUGAUAAUGGGCUUCCGAAAAGGCAAUUUCACCAAGAAGAUGAGGAUUAUGCUCAGGCAGUUUCAUUGUCCCUGAAGACAGCAGAGCAAGAGGAAGCACUCCGUGAGAAGCAAGUGAAGUACUUCAAUGAAGAACUGGGAAUUGAUGGUAGAUGGAAGCCUGGAAGUUUAUCCCACAAAAAUGGAGCUGGGAAUGCAGAGCAGCAGCAUGAAUUGAGGCAUGAGCCUAACUGCAGUGCUGGUAGUAGGGAAGCUUAUCAUUUUGACGAGUGGGGUGGCAUCUCUUCUAAAGAGCUUGAUGAAGCAGUAAUGCUUGAAAGUGCACUUUUUCAUGAAAAUUCUCAAGGAGCUUCGCAUAGUGGUCCAGAUAGAAUUUCGGGACCUAAUCACCAGCAUGUACACCACCCUCAAUCACCCUCUUUAGCAGCACGCCAAAUGCUUAGAGAACAACAGGAUAAAGAGUAUCUUGCAUCUUUGUUGCUCGACAAAGAUAAAGAAAGGAGUGCUUAUUGUGAAGCUGAAACUCAUCACUCAAAAGAAGAGUCUAAGAGCACACUGCUUGAUGAAGUGUGUCCACAGGAAUAUGAGAGAAGGCUGGCUGCAAAAAAAGCUUCCCUUCCUUGCGAACCAGCUUCAGAUGAUGAGAAUGCAGUGAAUAUUCUUGUCCGGAUGCCGAAUGGCAGUCGCAUUGGCCGUCGGUUUCUCAAGUCUGAUAAGCUUCAGCUUGUUUUUGACUUCAUAGAUGUUGGUAGCUCAGUGAAAACAGGCACUUACAGAGUGGCAAGGUCAUACCCCAGGUAUUCUUUCGGUGUAGAUGACAGCUUAUCAACUUUGGGUGAACUAGGCCUUACGAAUAAACAAGAAGCCUUGUUUCUGGAAUUGAUAUAGCCUUUUAACUCUCUCUAAGAGGUUGUAUGUCUGAUAAUGCUCAAACCCAAUGGAACUAGAACUUGUCAAUUCAAGUGAGCAUAUGAAGUUGUGUAUGUGAUAUUAGACUUUUUCAGCUUGGAAGAUUAGUAGAUAUGAAUGUUAAUUUUGGUUUUUGUUAUUGGUAACAAAUACUCCUCUUCUUCUUUCCA
Molecule: messenger RNA, 1873 nt
Organism: Ziziphus jujuba (common jujube)
Lineage: Eukaryota; Viridiplantae; Streptophyta; Magnoliopsida; Rosales; Rhamnaceae
Product: plant UBX domain-containing protein 8
Exons: 11
Coding region: 177-1682 (501 amino acids)
Molecular function (GO): ubiquitin binding
Source: RefSeq, a predicted model, not a curated record